Molecule: messenger RNA, 2816 nt
Organism: Pyrus x bretschneideri (Chinese white pear)
Lineage: Eukaryota; Viridiplantae; Streptophyta; Magnoliopsida; Rosales; Rosaceae
Product: putative chloride channel-like protein CLC-g
Exons: 6
Coding region: 188-2524 (778 amino acids)
Biological process (GO): chloride transport; transmembrane transport
Cellular component (GO): intracellular membrane-bounded organelle; plant-type vacuole membrane
Molecular function (GO): voltage-gated chloride channel activity
Source: RefSeq, a predicted model, not a curated record
CGGUGGAGGCCCGAAUCCAGCCAAUUCUGCAGAUAAGAAGCCACAGAGACAGAUUGAGAGAGAGAGGGAGAGUCCCCCGACACAAUUAUAUACAAAAGCAAACACCCACUUUACUUUUAACACUUCAAUCGAGUUCCGUGUCCCGACGCUCCGCCUGGCGCCGCCGCCACCUGCAAAACACAGAAUCAUGUUCGUCCACGGAAACACCAACGGCAGCCUCAAUGCGGCGGAGGACCCCGAAUCCAUCACCGCCCCGUUAAUCUCGCGCCAGCGAUCCGCCCCGAACUCCACGUCGCAGGUGGCUCUGGUGGGCGCCAAUGUCUGCCCGAUCGAGAGCCUCGAUUACGAGAUUCUCGAGAACGAGUGCUUCAAGCAGGACUGGCGGAGCCGCGGGAAGGUCCACGCGUUCCAGUACCUAUUCAUGAAGUGGGUCUCGUGUUUCCUCAUCGGCAUCGUUGUCGGACUCAUCGGAUUCUGCAACAACCUCGCUGUCGAAAACAUCGCCGGAAUUAAGUUCGUUGUCACUUCCAACAUGAUGUUGCAGCGCAGGUUUUGGCUGGCUUUUGCUGUCUUCUUCUUCUCGAAUUUUGGUCUCACUCUGUUUGCGGUUGUGAUCACGGCUUUGGUGGCGCCGGCCGCCGCGGGCUCCGGUAUACCGGAGGUGAAGGCUUACCUGAACGGCGUCGAUGCGCCCAGAAUAUUUUCCAUUAAGACUUUGUUUGUUAAGAUUGUUGGUAGUGUUACUGCGGUGUCAUCGUCUCUUCUUAUCGGAAAGGCAGGGCCCAUGGUGCAUACCGGUGCAUGUGUUGCAUCAUUGGUGGGUCAGGGAGGAUCGAAGAAGUAUGGCUUGACAUGGAAAUGGCUGCGAUACUUCAAGAAUGAUCGUGACCGUAGGGAUCUUGUAACGUGUGGAGCAGCUGCUGGAAUUGCUGCCUCUUUCCGUUCCCCUGUCGGUGGUGUACUCUUUGCUUUUGAAGAAAUGGCAUCUUGGUGGAGAAGUGCACUUCUGUGGAGAGCUUUCUUUACAACUGCUCUAAUCGCGAUUGUGCUUCGAGCUCUGAUUGAUGUUUGCUACAGCGGAAAAUGUGGGCUAUUUGGUACUGGGGGGCUGAUAAUGUUUGAUGUUUAUUCAGCUAGUAUAUCAUAUCACAUUACCGAUGUGCCUCCCGUGCUCCUCCUUGGCUUUGUAGGCGGCAUAUUGGGCAGCCUUUACAAUUCUCUAUUAACAAGAGUUCUCCGAGUAUACAAUAUCAUCCAUGAGAGAGGUGUCAUGUAUAAAAUUCUUAUAGCUUGCACAAUCUCCGUUUUCACAUCUUGUCUUCUCUUUGGAUUACCAUGGCUUGCAUCUUGUCGACCUUGCCCACCUCAUGCAGCAGAAGCCUGCCCUACAAUUGGACGGUCUGGUAACUACAAGAAGUUUCAGUGCCCUCCUGGUCAUUAUAAUGACCUUGCCAGCCUCAUAUUUAACACAAAUGAUGAUGCUAUUAGAAACCUCUUCAGCAAGAACACUGAUUCUGAGUUUCAAUAUUCCUCAAUUAUCAUAUUCUUCGUCACCUGUUUUUUCUUAAGUAUCUUCAGCUACGGGGUUGUUGUGCCAGCUGGUCUUUUCGUACCUGUUAUUGUGACUGGUGCAUCUUAUGGUCGUUUUGUCGGAAUGCUAGUUGGCAAACACUCGAAUCUCAAUCAUGGUCUAUAUGCUGUGUUGGGUGCUGCUUCUUUUCUUGGUGGAACCAUGAGGAUGACGGUCUCGCUGUGUGUAAUUAUACUGGAAUUGACCAAUAAUCUGUUAUUGUUGCCAUUAAUAAUGGUGGUUCUUCUUGUUUCCAAGACAACGGCGGAUGCUUUCAAUGGUAAUAUAUAUGAUCUUAUUAUGAAAGCAAAGGGUCUUCCCUAUCUGGAAAGUCAUGUUGAACCGUACAUGAGGCAGCUGACAGUAGCGGAUGUAGUAAUAGGGCCACUUCAACUCUUUCAAGGCAUUGAGAAGGUUGGUAACAUAGUACAUGUCCUCCGGACUACAGGGCAUAACGGGUUCCCUGUGAUCGAUGAGCCUCCAUUGUCUGAAACCCCCGUUUUGUAUGGUUUAGUCCUCCGCACCCAUCUUAUUGAAUUGUUGAAGAAGAAAGCAUUCGUGUCCACCCCAGUUCGGACGAGCACCAAUUCUUUUAAACUCUUCUCAUCGGUGGAUUUUGCCAAGAGGGGUUCAGGCAACGGUGACAAGAUAGAAGACAUAGAAUUGACUGAGGAAGAGAAGGAAAUGUUCAUCGACUUGCAUCCCUUCACUAAUGCUUCACCUUAUACUGUUGUGGAGACAAUGUCACUAGCAAAGGCGCUCACACUUUUCCGAGAAGUUGGCUUAAGGCACCUUCUAGUGAUACCCAAGUUGUCCAAUAGAUCUCCCGUGGUGGGUAUAUUGACAAGGCACGACUUCAUGCCAGAACAUAUACUGAGCUUACACCCUAUGCUGGUAAGGAGCAGGUGGAAAAGAUUAAGAUUCCGGCUGCCACCUCCGUCUAAACUCUUUUAGGCCUUUUCAGCCUAGCACAGAAGAAGAAGGUCUUGUAAAUGAUCUUCACUCGAGGUUAUGAAAUCACGACAAGUCCGGUAUCUCAUCAUUUUUCGACUUCUUCAGUCGCUCCAGAGUAGAGGGCAGUAGUUUAUAUUGUCGGAAUACAUAGUAUAGUUCCGUUAGAUACCAUGAUAAACCUGGAAAGGUGGUAAUUUUGGCUGUCUGAUGAAAGUAUUUGUACGGUAAUACGCAGCCGUAGAGAAAGAAACGAAGACGGUAAAAUACUAUACUUUAGUUUCCUUCUCUUCCA